CCUCCAAUGCGCCUGCGUGCUGGAGCGCACCGAGCGGCCGCAGGAGACACCGAGAGGGGAGACCCGGCCUGCCUGCCUGCCUGCCCGGGCUCCACGGUACCAGGAACGGCACCAGGAACGCUCCCACUGACGGUGACGUGAUGUGAUGCGAUGCUGCGCGGGAUCACGGUAACGUAAGAGCAGCAGGAGGAGCAGGCGGAGCAGGAGGAGCACUGACGGCCUGAUCGGUACCGGGAGGAGAGGAACGCUUCCGAGCCGCGCACCGGAGCCCGCUGCUGGUACCGACCCGAUCUGAUGUGAGGCUGCGGGGAUGGAGGGGUAGGCAGGGAGGAGGCGAGAGGAGCGGAGCGACCGACGGAACAUAACGGAGGAGAGAGGAGGAGCAGGAGGAGGAGGAGGAUGAAUCCAGCAGAAGGAGGAGGAGAAGCGGGCCAGGACGGCCUGGCGACCGCAGGUUCUGGUAAAGCAGAGACUGUUCGGGCGGUGGAUGUCCUGACGGUGCUCAGAGAGAAAGUGGCCUUUGUAUCGGGUGGACGAGACAAACGAGGCGGACCGAUUCUGACCUUUCCGGCACGGACCAAUCAUGAUCGAAUAAAACAGGAAGAUCUCAGCCGACUGGUGACCUACCUGUCAACCAUACCCAGCGAGGACGUGCGUGCGCGUGGCUUCACCGUGGUGGUGGACAUGCGUGGCAGUAAGUGGGACAGCGUGAAGCCGGUGCUGAGGACUUUGCAGGAGUCGUUUUCCUCCAACAUCCACACAGCGCUCCUCAUCAAACCAGACACCUUCUGGCAGAAACACAAGACUAACCUGGGCAGCGCCAAGUUUAGCUUCGAGACCAGCCUGGUGUCGGUGGAGGGUCUUUCCCGGCUCAUCGACCCCUCCCAGCUGACGGCGGAUCUUGGUGGCUCGUUGGAGUACGACCAUGUUGAGUGGACGGAGCUUCGUCUGGGCCUGGAGGAGUUCUCAGGGGCUGCCACGCAACUGCUGGCUCAGCUGGAACAGCUGGAGGCCGGGUUGAGCCGCAUACCAGAGCCUAAGGACGUAGACGAAGCCCGCAAACUUUUAGAGGAACACAAUCGCCUCCGUAACACAAUCGCCACGGCGCCAGUAGAUGCCCUGGACAGGGAAGGGAAGAGUUUGCUCCAGCGAAUGCGCCUGGGUCCUUCACACGGUGAUGGAUCCACCGAGGGCGGCGGCGGCGGCGGCACCUGGCUGUCAGGGGGGGCAGACUUCCAGAGCGUGGCCCCAAAGGUUUCCUCUCUGCUGGACCGGCUGCAGACCGGCCGUACCCACCUGCUCCAGAUUUGGAGCGACAAAAAGCUGCACUUAGACCAGGGUCUGCAGUUGCACCUGUUUGAGCAGGACGGCACUAAGAUGUCAGAGUGGAUCGCCCACAGUAAAGAGCUGUUUCUGCAGAGCGUCACAGAGGUCGGGCAAAACCACCAGCACGCUCUUGACCUACAAACGCAACACCAGCACUUCACCGCCAACUGCAUGAACGGCAGCGUAAACGUGGACAGCGUGGUCACCGUGGCGGCGAGGCUCGCUGAGGCGGGUCACUACGGCGCAGAGCGGAUCGCUUUGGUGUCGUCACGGUUACAGGAUGACUGGAAGUCCCUGACGACCACCCUGGAGGAGCGCAGCAACAUGCUGGCCAUGGCAACCGGUUUCCACCAAGGGGCGGAGCAGUUUCUCCUCCGGGUGGAGGGGUGGGUUAAAAUGUGUUCUGAGGGAUCCCUACCGACGGCAACAGCGGAGCUGGAGGCGGCAACUAAAAAGCAUCAGGAACUGAACGAGGAGAUAUCCGCCAACUACACGCAGGUGAGUGAAAGUGGCAAAGCCUUAAUGGACGUCCUCCAACGCAACUCUACGAGCGAGUCCAAUGAGUCGGCCAUCAAACCGGACUUCACCCCUGCCACGCACACCAUCAUGGGAGUCCUGCACCAAGUGAUGCAGGGUCACCAUGAGGUGGAGGGAGCCUGGCAGCACAGGAAGCUCCGCCUCCACCAGCGCCUGCAGCUCUGCGUGUUUCAGCAAGAUGUGAAACAGGUGCUGGAUUGGGUGGAGCAGCACGGGGAGGUUUUCCUCAACAAACACACCGGCGUGGGGAAGUCUCUCCACCGAGCGCGGGCGCUGCAGAAACGCCACGACGACUUCCAGCAGGUCGCUCAGAACACCUACACCAACGCUGAGAAGCUCCUGGAGGCUGCAGACCAGCUGGCCCAGUCUGGAGAGUGCGAGGAGGAGGAGAUCUACCAGGCAGCCAGAGACCUGGAGCUCCGCAUGCAGGCCUUCAUCCAGCGGGUGGAGCAGAGGAAGCUGCUGCUGGACCUCGCCGUGUCCUUCUACACCCACACUAAGGAGCUGUCCGUGUGGAUGGAGGGCCUCCAGAAGCAGCUCUCCUCAGACCUCCUGGUGUGUCCGGACACCGUGGAGGCCCUGCAGGCUCUGAUCAGCCAGCAGCAGCAGCAGCAGGCCAACACACAGGAAGCUGCGAUGAGUGUCAUCCGGGAAGGAGAGGACCUCAUCCUGCAACUCAGGCCCCAGGGCAGCUCUGUGGCCCAUGUGGAGUCAGUGUUGCAGCAGCUGGAGGAGUCCCACGCUCAACUUGAGGAGCUUUUCCACCAGAAGAAGAUCCGACUCGACAUUUACCUGCAGUUCCGCAUCCUGCAACAGUGCACUCUAGAGGUAACUGGUGAGAUGGAUGCCUGGAAACAGGAUCUCCAAAAACAGUCCCAGGAUUUUUCAGCUGACAAGCUAACGUCUCCACGGCUAGCUGAGACGAACCCGGACCAGCUGGCCCAGGACAAACUAGCCCUAGGCCAGUCGCGUCUAGCAGAGGCGACUCCUGAAGCGUUAACGUUGGCACAGCAGCGUAUUCACAGGCACAUGGAGCGAAGGCUGGCUAUGAACAACAUGAUUUAUGAGGUGAUCCAGCAAGGACAUGAUCUUCAGCAGUAUAUCACAGAGGUCCAGGCGUCAGGUGUGGAGCUGUCAGAGGUGGAGGGAAGCCUCUCCUCUCAGGUGGAGGAGCUGCAGCGCCUCCUGCAGGACCAGCAGAAGGAGCUGCAGCAGAUUGCAGAUCACACUCACACAUAUCUGGAGCAGAACCUGCAGCUGAGGCACCUGCAGAGCCAGGUCAAACAGGUGCUGGGCUGGAUCUCAGAGGGGGAGAUGAAGCUAUCAUCCUGCAUGCUGAAUUCCAGCUGUCUGUCUGAAGCAGAGCAGCUGCAGAGGGAGCAUGAGCGCCUCCAACAGACCAUUGAGGCUCUGCUGCAUGCCGAGUCCCUGCAGAGAACUCACCAGGUGGCGCUAGCUCUGCAGCAGCGAGCCGAGCUACUGGUCAGGUCGGGCCACUACGACCCAGACGCCGUGAGGGCUUGUGCCCAGACGGUGGCGCUGCACUGGCAGACUCUGAUGCUGAGGAUAGAAGACAGGCUCAAACUGGUCAACGCCUCCGCCGCCUUCUACCGGACGUCACAGCAGGUGUGUGGGGUGCUUGAGAGUCUGGAGCAGGAGUACCGCAGGGAGGAGGACUGGUGUGCAGGAGGAGAAAGGCAGCCUGAGCAGCUCCUGCCGCUCAUUAGCAAACACAUGGAGCAAAAGGAGGCGUUCCUCAAGGCAUGCACGCUGGCACGACGGAACGCCGAGGUUUUCCUCAAGUACAUCCAUCGAAACAGCGUCACCAUGGCCAACAUCUCCGGUCACAACGUCACGGUCUCCGCGGUUACGGGGGUCACAGAAGUUACCGGACACUCCAGAGUCCCGGAGCAGCAAGUGAAAGGUAUCCUCAGUGAGCUGCUGCAGAGAGAAAACAGAGUUCUUCAUUUCUGGACUUUGAAGAAACGCAGACUGGAUCAGUGUCAGCAGUACCUGAUGUUCCAGAACCACGCCCAGCAGGCUCUUGAAUGGCUGCAGCAGUCAGGUGACCAUUACCUGGCCACGCACACCUCAGCGGGAGCCUCCGUGGCCGAAACGCAGGAGCUGCUCAACCAACACAGAGAGUUCUGCAUUUCUGCAAAGCAUACGCAGGAAAAGGUUCACCUGCUGAUCCAGCUGGCUGAAAGCAUGCUGGCCAAAGGCCACGCCCACCGCGCUGAGCUACGCCGCUGCGUCUCUGCGGUGGACAAACGAUACCGUGACUUCACGGUCAGGAUGGGUCAGUACCGCCACCUGCUGGAGGCUGCACUGGGUAGCAGUUCUCAGGAUAACAAGGAUUUAGAGCUGGAGCUGAUCCCCAACAGUUUGUCUGACUCGGACCCUGAGGUGAACCUGUCUGACCCGAGUCACCAGGUCAGCGACGAGAAGAGACGCUCCGCUCGCAAAAAGGAGUACAUCAUGGCGGAGCUCCUUCAGACGGAGAGAGUCUACGUCCGAGAUCUACAGGAGUGCAUAGAGACAUACCUGUGGGAGAUGACCAGUGGCUCCGAGGACAUCCCACCUGGUCUGGCCAACAAGGACGACACCGUGUUCGGAAACAUCCAGGACAUCUACGAGUUCCACAACAGUAUUUUCCUGAAGGAGCUGGAAAACUACGAGCAGCUUCCAGAAGACGUGGGCCACUGCUUUGUCACCUGGGCUGAUAAAUUCCACAUGUACGUGACGUACUGCAGGAACAAACCGGACUCCAGUUUACUGAUCCAACAACAUGGAGUCGGAUUCUUUGAGGAGGUCCAGAGGAGACACGGCCUGGCCAACUCCAUCUCCUCGGCUCUAAUUAAACCGGUGCAGAGGAUCACCAAGUACCAGCUGCUGCUGAAGGAGUUGCUGGCCUGCUGCGAGGAAGGCAAAGGGGAGAUCAAAGAAGGCCUGGAUGUGAUGCUGAGCGUCCCGAAGAGAGCUAACGACGCUAUGCAUGUUAGCAUGCUGGAAGGUCUGGAGGAAGGUCUGGAGGUGCAGGGAGAGCUCCUCCUGCAGGACACCUUCCUGGUCUGGGAGCCCAAGUCUCUGAUCCGAAAGGGUCGAGACCGACACCUGUUUCUGUUCGAGCUGUCGCUCAUCUUCAGCAAGGAGAUCAAAGACUCAUCGGGACGCACCAAAUAUCUCUACAAGAGCCGGCUGAGGACCUCAGAGCUGGGGGUCACGGAGCACAUCGAGGGCGAUCCCUGUAAAUUCGCCCUGUGGGUUGGAAGAACGCCAACAUCCGACAACAAGACGGUCCUGAAGGCUGCAUCGCUGGAGCUGAAGCAGGAGUGGGUUCGCAGCAUCCGCCAGGUCAUCCAGGAGAGGCGGGGUCACCUGCGGGGGGCGCUGAGGGAGCCCAUCCCCCUCCCCAAGACCCCCAACCCAACGCUGGUACGACAGCGCAGCAUCACCCGCAGGGAAACCAGCGAGGACGCAGACAGCCUGGGCGACGCCAGCAGUCAGCCCGACACCGUCUCCAUCGCGUCCCGGACAUCCCAGAACACCGCCGACAGCGACAAGCUGUCUGGAGGCUGUGAGUUAGUGGUGGUCCUGCUGGAUUUCACCUCUGCGGGGCCCGGGGAACUCAGCGUCCGCUGCAGUCAGACGGUGGAGCUGGUGGAGCGCUCGGCCGACCGACCCGGCUGGUGCCUGGUCAGAACCACGGAUCAGUCGCCUCAGCAGGAGGGCUUGCUGCCCAUGAGCGCCCUCUGCCUGUCGCACUCCCACAGCGCGGCCGACAUGGAGGGGCUGGUCCCGGCCUCCACCACCUCCCCCAGCGCCACCUCCUCCGGCGUCGCCGCCGCCUCCUCUGUCUGCAACUCCUCCUCCUCCACCACCGCCAGCAGCACCGCGCCUUCCUCCAACUCCUCCUCCACUGUGAGCGCCGGCAGGGAGUCCAGUCUGUACGGUUCUGACGGUUCAGGACUUCAGAUUCAAACCAGCAACCAAAGUGUAACUUCUCCUACAGUAGGUGGUGUCGGUGGACCUGCAGGCGGUGCUGCGGGAUCUCCAGGUCCCAAACGCACCGGUUCUGGAACCGGAAACACUCUGAAGCGCUGGUUGACGAGUCCGGUCCGAAGACUGAGUCAAGGAAAAGCUGACGGACAGAAAAAGCCUCCGAUCAGAACCAGGAGGCGGGACAACAGGCCUGAUGUGACCACGCCCCUCACCGGGAACGCACAGACGAAGGCGAAGAAGGACGAAGCUGUGCAAAGUGGCGGGGAGGAGGAGCCUGAGGAAGAAAGCCACACCCCUCUGCCGCCUCCUAUGCAAAUCAUCAAAGACCCCAACAACCCUGAGGGUUUGGAUUCGGAUCAGGGAUCCAAUGAGUCGGACUCGGAGCAGAGAAAUAAAGCGCUGAGGGGACGAAUGUUUGUUGUUAACGAGAUGGUCCAGUCAGAGAAGGACUAUGUGAAGGACUUGGGUGUGAUCGUUGAGGGCUUCAUGUCCAGGCUGGAGGUCAGAGGGAUCCCAGAAGACAUGACGGGCAAAGACAAGAUCGUCUUCGGGAACAUCCAGCAGAUCUACGACUGGCACAGAGACUUCUUCUUGGUGGAGUUGGAGCGCUGCGUCCAGAACCACGACCUGCUGGCCGACCUCUUCAUUCGACAUGAGCGGCGACUGCAUAUGUACAUAGUUUACUGCCAGAACAAGCCGAGGUCAGAGUUCAUUGUAAUAGAGUACGAAACCUUCUUUGAGGAGAUCCAGCAUGAAAUCAGCUGCAGGAUGUCGAUUAGUGAUUAUCUGAUCAAACCCAUCCAGAGAAUCACUAAAUACCAGCUGCUGCUCAAGGAUUUCCUGAAGUAUACGAGUAAAGCUGGUCUGGACUGUGAGGAGAUUGAGAAAGCCGUGGAGCUAAUCUCGCUGGUUCCUAAGCGCUGUAACGACAUGAUGAACCUGGGACGCCUGCAGGGUUAUGAGGGGAAGCUGACGUCUCAGGGGAAGCUGCUGCAGCAGGAAACCUUCUGCGUUUGGGAGCAGGACGGCGGCGUUUUAUCGCGCAGCAAAGAGCGCCGAGUUUUCCUGUUCGAGCAGGUCGUCAUCUUCAGCGAACUGCUGCGGAAAGGCUCCAACAACCCUGGCUACCAGUUCAAGAACAGCAUAAAGGUGAGUUACCUGGCCAUGCAGGACAGCGUGGACGGAGAUCCCUGUAAGUUCGUCUUGUGGUCUCGCGGGUCAGCAGAACGCUUCACGCUGCAGGCGUCCUCCGCCAGCAUCAAGAUGACCUGGGUGGAGACCAUCGCCGCCCUGCUGGACGCCCAGAACAACUUCCUGUCAGCUCUCCAGUCGCCUAUUGAGUACCAGAGGAAAGAGGGCGGGAUCUCCGUGACUCGCCCCCUGUCGUCCGGGCGACCACCGUCGGCCCCGCCCACUCCUAACGGCCACGCGGCGCAGCCUCCUCCCGACAGCGAACAGGACGACCAGGAGCUGGUUCUGGUGCUGCAGGACUUCGUGGCGGUUCGGGAGGACGAGAUCUCCGUGUUCCGAGGAGAGAAAGUCCAGAUCCUGUCGUCCAACCAGCAGGGUCAGAGCCUGGUUUAUCGGCCGGCCAACAGCGAGUCGCCGGCGGCGGAGGGCUGGGUGCCACGGAGCGUGCUCAAAACGCACUGACGCGCGUUAAUGCAGACUAUGACGUCACUAUCUGGUUUACGAUUUCUACACCGCCGCAGGCCGACAGGGUCACCGGCUCCGAGGGAAACUCAGCGAGAAGCCUGAAGGCGGCCAUGCCGCGCGCCUUUCAUCCUUAUUUCAGCUUUAUUUUAUUACAUCAGUGCAGA
This is a messenger RNA of Cyprinodon tularosa, 7685 nucleotides long. Its product is annotated as kalirin-like. The transcript is spliced from 57 exons. Lineage: Eukaryota; Metazoa; Chordata; Actinopteri; Cyprinodontiformes; Cyprinodontidae. Gene Ontology annotation, molecular function: protein binding; guanyl-nucleotide exchange factor activity. Bases 400 to 7518 code for a protein of 2372 amino acids. Gene Ontology annotation, cellular component: cytoplasm. The record is from RefSeq and is a predicted model, not a curated record.